AUGGAAAGGAAAGUCUCCAUAAAAUUAGCACAACGGAUGUUGCAGCCGUGGAACCUUUUUCUUCUUAUCCUACUUCAAUUCUUAAUACAAUUCUUAACAUCUGUUUACCUUUAUACUUAUGUGGCUCGUGUGGAAACAGAUGUAUAUGCUAUGCGAAAUCAAGACAUUUUAGAGCCAGAGAGAUUGAUACGUCGAAAACGAAAUAGUGCUUUGCCAGUAACAGAAGAUAAUAAAGUUUCAGAUAUUUCAAGAAUGUGGGACGAGAAGGAUAUGUUGAAAGAGUCUAAGAAAGUUACUUCAUCUCCCGUAGCAAUGUCUGGCUUACCAUCUUCUCCAAUUACUCCAAUGGGGCAUGAUUGGGUGUGGUUGAAUGCAGACACUCGUGUCCAGGUUGAUGCCAUUGAAAACUUUUGUCGGUCUUCAAUGAAAUAUUGCCCGCCAGGAUUACCAGGAGCACCAGGGAGCCCAGGAGCUCCUGGAGAACCAGGUCUUCCGGGGUUACGAGGAAUGACUGGUCAAAAGGGACCACCUGGUUUAACUGGUCCUCCCGGACCUCGUGGACCAAAAGGCGAUGUAGGACCUCCUGGUAUUGAUGGUAGAGACGGAGUUCCAGGUGAACCUGGUCUUGAUGGAAUUCCUGGACGCAGUGGUUUAGAUGGAUUUCCAGGAAUAAAUGGUAAACCAGGGCUGAAUGGAUCUCCUGGGCGACCCGGACGAAAUGGCACAGAUGGAAGGCCAGGUCAGAUAGGACCGCAGGGACUACCUGGACUGCGUGGAGAAAUGGGUCCUCCUGGUACACCAGGCUUAUCAGGUCAAGAUGGCAGACCAGGGAUAACAGCCUGGAAAGUGAACAUGAAUGACUAUAAUGUAAAUGAUUUAUUAAUUCCUCCUUCUAUUUUAGAAGCAACCAUGAAUUCUACAAGAUCAAUUUCAGUUUACGAAGGGACCAACGUACGAUUGAAAUGUGCUUCGAGUGGAAAGCCUCAGCCUGUUGUACAGUGGUUUAGAACUGAUGGUAGUGUCAUACCUAUAGGAUCUUGGCACGUGACUUCUGUUAUUGGAUAUACAUUUAAUAUCAGUGUAGUGAAUAGAGAACACAUGGGAGAAUAUACGUGUGUUGCUGACAAUGGAGUUCCUCCACGUGCAGUGAAAAGAUUUGCACUUCAAGUUAAAUUUCCGCCUUUCAUUCGAAUACGCAACCAAAUAAUUCAUAUACGCAGUCAAAGUACUCCAACUCUAGAAUGUGAGGUCGAGGCAUAUCCAGAACCUGUUCUUUACUGGGAACGCGAAGACGGUCGUCGCCUCAAAAUGUCUGAUAAAUAUAGAAUGGAAGUUUACGAUAGAAGGGAUACUUAUAAGCUUAAAAUGCGUUUAAAAAUUGUAAGAAUAACUUUGGCGGAGCAUGGUACCUACCAUUGUGUUGCCAAAAACGAUAUCGAUACCACCAAAGGCUCGUUAAUAGUUAACGACGACGUAAAAAAUACAGAAAGAUUAAAAAGUGGAAAACAUGUUACUUACGGAGAUCCCGCACCGCAACACGUCGAUUUAGAGGAACUUUGUGCACCACGUGAAACUUGUGCUGCUUGUCCAGUCCUAAGGUGUACCUUCACAGACGUUGCUGAGUACUUGAAUGUUCAGCCACUCAGGAACGUCAAUUUCACUGGGCUUCCACCACGGUUAGCAGAUGGUGUAAUAGAAGCUUCGGGAAAACCUGUUCUAAAAGGUACAAUGGAUGAUCAUUAUGGAAGUUGGAUGCAUGAUGCAUCUUCGAGAUCGGAUGGGUUUUCCGAUAAACUUUGGGUCACUCGAAAAAAUGACACUUCUUUCAUUUUUGAGUAUAAGUCGAAAGAUCAUUUUAAAAACGGUAGUUCACAUCCUAUUGCAUUACCUUAUCCAUUUCAGGGGAAUGGACAUAUAGUAUACAAUAGAUCAUUCUAUUAUAAUCCCAUAAAUCGAUCUUCCAUUUUUCGUUUCAAUCUCCAUUCUGUUUCUGAUCAUGUGUGCGAUAAUGAGUUUACACGAUGCGAAUUGCAUCUUCCUGGAUUACUAGUGAAUACAAGAAACUAUUUGUACACGCCGGAUCAUAAUUUUAAUUACGUCGAUUUUAAUGUCGAUGAAAAUGGCUUAUGGAUAAUAUAUGGAUUACCAUCAAAUAAUACAGUAGUGGUGAAAAUGGAUGCAAACAACAUGAACAUUCAAUAUGCAUGGAAUAUUAGUAUCGAUCAUCAUAAGUUUGGGGAAAUGUUUAUUGCUGGAGGAGUACUUUAUGCUGUGCACAGUGUGACUGAAGAAACAAUGAAAAUAAGAUUGGCUUUCGACCUUUAUAAAAAUGUUACAAUACCUGUUCAUUUAUCAUUCACAAAUCCCUUUCAUAAAACUACAUCAGUUAGCUACAAUCAUAAGACUAAGGAACUGUACACAUGGAAUAAAGGAAAUCAGUUGGCUUACCCUAUCAAAUACCAAGGAUUUACAAAUGUUACAGCAAAAGAAGAACUCAGGGGUAUAGAAACUGGAAUGUGAAGUCUGUAUCAAUUCACUAUUGAAAUUUUCACAGAAUAUAUUGUAUAUAUCCUUUAAAUUUUCAUUAA
Messenger RNA from Dufourea novaeangliae, 2588 nucleotides. RefSeq lists its product as uncharacterized. Gene Ontology annotation, biological process: signal transduction. The transcript is spliced from 15 exons. Lineage: Eukaryota; Metazoa; Arthropoda; Insecta; Hymenoptera; Halictidae. The record is from RefSeq and is a predicted model, not a curated record. Bases 1 to 2520 code for a protein of 839 amino acids.